CUGAUGUACAGUUGAUGCCUCGGUCAGCGGCUGUGAUCCACACCAUCCGGCCCACGCUCUCUCUCAGAACCGCUCCGAACCCUGCCGCUCCGGGCGCCGUCCUCUUGCCAUCACUUGCGCCACUCUUCUCAGUGAGACUCAACAAUUGUCGACUCUGGGCGCAGAUGCGCGGCGGCGGCGGCGGCGGCGGUGGAGGCGGCGCGCUCCAGUCCGAGUGAGAUGGAUCUUUGCUGUGAGCGGCGCCGGUAACAACUCUUCGUUCACCUUCAGGUCCGCGCGACAGGUGAGCUUUGGCUGCGCAAAGUGCGCGGAGCUCUUCUUGCCCCUCUCGGUUCCCUGCGUCCUGCUGCGCGUCCCACUCUCCGGACCAGCGGCAGACGCCGGGUGUCUGUGGACAUGUGGACCUGGGACGAGCCCUGAAGAUGCCGAGCAGCCGACACUGCACAACUAUGGGACUCCCCGUGCUCCUCAGAUGGCUCCUGCUGACGCUGGCGGCUCCUGCCUUGCUGGUCGCCGCUCCGAGCAACAUCCGUGAGCGUCCGUGCCCUCUGAGCUGCAGGUGUGACGGGAAAAUCAUAUACUGCGAGUCCAACGCCUUUCGCGAUGUGCCAAGCAACGUCUCCGUGGGAACGCAAGGCCUGUCGCUGCGGUACAACAGCCUGAUGAACCUGCGGCCGCGUCAGUUCGCCGGCAUGAGUCAGCUGGUUUGGCUCUACCUCGACCACAAUUACAUCAGCGAAGUGGACGGCCAAGCUUUCCACGGCAUCCGGAGGCUCAAAGAACUCAUCCUGAGCUCGAAUAAGAUCACACUGCUGAAGAACAACACCUUCCACGAUGUACCCAACCUCCGGAAUCUCGACCUCUCCUACAACAAACUGCAGGUCCUUCAGCCCAAUCAGUUUGUGGGGCUGAGGAAGCUUCUGAGUUUACACCUGAGGUCCAACUCUCUGAAAAAUGUCCCCAUGCGAGUUUUCCUCGACUGUCGCAACCUGGAGUUCCUGGACGUGGGCUACAACAGGCUACGAAGCCUGACAAGGAACGCCUUUGCUGGACUGCUCAAACUCAUUGAGCUCCACUUGGAGCACAACCAGUUCUCAAAGAUCAAUUUUGCCCACUUUCCCCGCCUGAUCAAUUUGAGGGCGCUGUACUUGCAGUGGAACCGUAUCAAAGUGUUGGCCCAGGGGCUGCCCUGGAUGUGGACCUCCUUGCAAAAGCUGGACGUCUCUGGGAACGACCUCCAAGUGUUGGAAGCCAGUACAUUCCAAUGCCUUCCUAACCUGCAAACCCUCAACCUGGACUCCAACAAGCUGCGGAACAUCUCUCAGCAGACGGUAGAAGCCUGGAUUUCGCUCACCUCCAUCAGUCUCACUGGUAACCUGUGGGACUGCAACCCCAAUUUGUGUCCGCUGAUGGCCUGGCUCAAGGCCUUUAAGGGAAACAUGGAGUCCACUUUGAUCUGUGCUGGCCCGAAGGAGGCCCAGGGAGAGAAGGUGAACGAUGUGAUGGAGACGUACAAGAUCUGCACCGCAACGCCGAGCCCCAUCUCGACAACGACCACGACCACGACUACCACGACGACAGCCCAGACGCCGACGGCGAAACCUGACUUGCUGCCUGUCCUCACUCAGUCGGAGCCGAUGGCAAACAGGACAGCCUCUCCGACCCCCUCCCUCGCUUCCCCCACCGUCGCCGUCCCAGACUCUGACUUUGUGUCCUUCCACAAGAUCAUCGCCGGCAGCGUGGCGCUCCUCCUAUCUGUGGCUAUAAUUCUGCUGGUCAUCUACGUCUCGUGGAAACACUACCCCAGCAGCAUCAAACAGCUCCAGCAGCGCUCCGGGGUGAAGAAGCGGCAGAAAAAGGCCCGUGAAACUGAGCGCUCUCUGAAUUCUCCACUGCAAGAGUACUAUGUUGACUAUAAGCCCUCUCACUCUGAGACUAUGGAUGUGCUAGUUAAUGGAACAGGACCGUACACGUACACCAUCUCAGGCUCCAGGGAAUGCGAGACGCGGCGGCAGCUGAACGCUCUGGAGUUGUACAGGUGUGAGGUUCUGGAUUAUUGCCAGUGCUCGCCUUCCACCGCACCCCCACGUGGACUGGGAGCCCCCCCCACUAAGAAGCAGGGCGGCCCGAUGGCGCGACACCCCGGCCUGACGGCAACCCUCCCCUCCAAGCCUGCGUUGCCUUGCCCCCGGACCCUCUGUCGCUGAGCCUCCAGACUCACCGAGAGCCAGUGGGAGGAGGCGGAGCCGGGAUGGAAGCAAAGGAGACGAUUCAUCUGCGGCGCAGCAUCCCGGUUCCAGGGGAAGGAAAAUAAAAACAUUGUUGGCGGUAGGAGGGGCGGCCGGCGUAUUGAUCGGUAAGCUUCUGACCCGGCUGACCCGCCGUGCCCUCAAUUUGCAGCGGAGGCUGAACAGCAUGACUCUCCACUUUCUGCUCUGCUUCUUGAGCGGCAUUAAGGAUAAUAAUUCAGAGAUUUGUUAAUCGCAUUAAAGACAUUUCCUCGACUGCUCAUCAUCCGGGCACCUCUGCUCCGUCAGGUGAGGUAAUCGAAUGCAAAAUGCGAUUAAGCGGGCGGGGAAAGUGCCUGGAUAAGCAAGUGAGAAGCAGAACAAAUGACAGAACUUUAUUUUCCCCCCUGCUUUCUCUGAACAUGCUGUCAAUCAACGUCGGGACCGGACCGAACUGCGGCUCUUUUGGAAGAGAUUUGGACCAAAAAAAAAUGAACUUCAGACGGUUGUUGUGGCAUAUAAUGUACAGCCUUUACAUGGACAGUAAAUAUCUUUUUUCUUUUUUUUUAUGGUGACUUUUUUCUUUUCUGUCAUGACUCAUGAGUCUAAUCCCGUUCUGAAUCAUUUCAAUAAUAAUAAGAUGUAAAAUAAACACUCAAAUCUUGGUGCACCUGUGCGUUCACGUAUUUGCUUUGAAUCAUCAGUUGGAAUCCUGUGGGGCGACGCUUCGUCACAACUGUGCGUGACAAAUCCUCUUUCAUGAGUUUCUGAAACAUAAUUCAAUCAUAAAAUGAUGCGAGAACAUUGUUGUCCGCUUCUGCCGCAGUAGCACUGUUCGACAAACCAAUCCGUCGCCACAGCAUUACAGGACUUUGAGAGAUGAAUUAUGAUAAAUUAGUAGCUGUGAUUAAUCGCAUGUUAAGUUUCUAUUAUUUUUCAGUCCUGAUUUUAGGUGUUGCCCAUAACCAAAACAUCCAUGACGAAGGUCCAGGGCACCUCCACCCGAAUGUCUAAGCGACUGUGUGCAGGUUCAACUUACAUUUGCUUAUUCUCGAGUCAAAUUAAAGAUGCGAUUAAUCGCGAUUAAUUCAGUUUCAGUCACUGACCACAUCAGUGCAACAAAUAAGAGACACAUUUGUUGUUGUUUAGAGUUACACACAUUAUGAACGAGUGACUUCACAAUGUUUUUGGAAAUGUUUAUUUCUGCUGUAAACCAUGUGGUUUUAAAAUAUGUGUAGUUUCAGUCUUUAUUUCUCAGAUAUAAAGACUCACAUCCCCACAAUCCUCCGCUUCAAUUUCAAACAUGCAGAGUGAAAUUCCAGCAAACAUCUGCAAGCCUGCAGGCCAGUACCAGGUCGGCUGUGCUGGUCCGAUUGGCUCGGAGUGACCAGGCAAGCUACGCAGGAGAUUCAUGUUACCAACGUUAUAGUUAGCGAUGGGCGGGUGAAGCAUCAUGAAACAGUACUGCGGAGUUGAUGAAACAAUUUUUACAGUCCACGAGAUGAUGCUCUGGGUUUAUAACAUUUUACAGCAGACAGCGCCAUCUGUUGGCCCGUGAAAAUCAGGACACUGUUUCAUGAAACUUUAUCAACCCUUCAAUACUGAUUCAUGAAACCUCUUCUAGCCAUCAUUAAUACCAGUGCCAUCACUUACCACUUGUGGGUCUAUGUUCGGGGGCAGUUCACCACUUGGUUUCAGCAGUAGGAUGGUCGCACAAGGGCAGGGGAAGCUCCCCCUGUGUGUGUGUGUGAGUGUGUUGUUAUGACAGUGGGGCUCACACUUAACCCUGCUAAGUGGAUGACGGACCCACAGGAAUAAUAAAAGCUCUCUGGGAUUGAAACAAAGAUGGAGGAGUGUCGCCGUUCAGUGAUUGAGUGACGCUCAAGUGGAUAUGGAAGUCAGUGACUGACCACCGUCACGUGGCUCACCAGGGGUUCAAAGCCAGGCCAGGUGAGGCGUGAACAUGUUUGCAGUUAGAGUUUGUAGACCGUUACUAAUGAAAUGAAACCUUGCUGAACACAAUAGCAGGAAGUGCAGGAGGUGGUGCAAAAUUUUCUAGCAGAAUUUGCUGCAGAUUUAAAAAAGAAAUGAUGAGAUUUCAAUGCUUGUUUGUGACUCUUCAGUUUCAUGUUGUGUUGAGACAGCAGUCCAGACGGACACAUGUAGUUGUCAUGAAGCGUCACCCUUUUUUGAUGUCUCUAUUUUGUUUCUGGGGGGAAAUAAACAAUGUUAUACAAGGAGUUAUAUGAUCGUGCAAUCAUAUAUUCACGUGUGUGUGUGUGCUUUUUUUGCGGAAUAUGAACUUAAUAUUCUGGGAA
Molecule: messenger RNA, 4546 nt
Organism: Synchiropus splendidus (mandarinfish)
Lineage: Eukaryota; Metazoa; Chordata; Actinopteri; Syngnathiformes; Callionymidae
Product: leucine-rich repeat transmembrane neuronal protein 4
Exons: 3
Coding region: 423-2207 (594 amino acids)
Molecular function (GO): protein binding
Source: RefSeq, a predicted model, not a curated record